Messenger RNA from Notothenia coriiceps (black rockcod), 643 nucleotides. Its product is annotated as WD repeat-containing protein 41. The transcript has 4 exons. Gene Ontology annotation, biological process: regulation of autophagy. Lineage: Eukaryota; Metazoa; Chordata; Actinopteri; Perciformes; Nototheniidae. Gene Ontology annotation, cellular component: lysosomal membrane. The record is from RefSeq and is a predicted model, not a curated record. The coding region runs from base 231 to 569 and encodes 112 amino acids.
GUAGCUUGAGUCACAUGAAUGGUUUGUUUUGGUCGUGACAGAAUCUGUACAUUAACACAUAGCUAGCAGACACUACUGCAACAACGUUAUAUUCUGGUUAAAAUAUCAGAUGAACAAAACAUAGAUCUUAAAAUCUUCUCUCAAGGGCGAGAAAAAAGGACAUACAUCAGGCGGAAGCGUCUCUGGUUUCUGUUUACGCUAAUGAGUGCCAACCUUAACCGUCAAAAACGAUGCUUCGGUGGAUUCUUGGUGGUCGAGAAGCUCAGGGUUCAUUGGAGAAAAAUUCCGUGUUGUGCAUCGGAGAGGAACAGCCCAAAAACUGGUUCACUGAGCUGCAGGUGCUGAAAGGACAUUUUGACAUAGUUCGAUUUCUGGUGCAGAUUGAUGACUUCAGGAGAUCCUCACCUACAGAAAACAUACAGAGCAUGACAAGAGCCCAAUCAUCACCACUCUGUGAUUGUGUGUGCAGUACAGUAUACACAAAGCCCUUUAAUGCUGUCCGUACACACAUGCACGCACACAUCUCUCCUCCGCUGCUUUGUGAGAGCAUGCUGCACACCUCAUGGUAGAGUGGGUCUGCAUAAGUGCUCAGAUUGGGAUUUAUAACAGAACUAAGUACGUGUGUGUGGGUCUGGUUGUGUGU